AUGGGAUCCUUUUUUUUGUUUUUCUUUCGUUAGUCCACAACAUAGAUGGAUCUGCCCUCCAGACAGAUCCCCCUCCCUCCCGUUCUCCUGGUAAAACAGUUCUAAACGAUUGAACUCUCAACACUGCUCAUUCACUAUUCCUACUAUCUGCAUCUCUAUUGAGAUUACGGAGUCAUCAGCAACCAAUACAGAAAAGACUAAAAGAACAUGAUGCCUCAACGAGCUAAUCUUCACAUAGCCUUAACAUUUUUACAAUUUUGUUAUGCAGGAAAUCAUAUAUUUCUGAGAAUUGCACUUGAUACAGGCGUAAGCAAGCUUAUUUUUCCUGUCCAUAGAAACAUCACCGCCUUGGUUCUUCUGGGUCCCCUCGCAUAUUUUUCAGAGAAGAAAGACAGGCCAUCAAUAACCAGAUACUGUGUGCUACACUUUUUCCUACUUGGACUUGUUGGAAUAACAAUGAAAGAAGGAUUCUACCUCUUGGGUUUGGAGAAAACAUCACCUACUUUUGCUGCUGCUAUGCAGAAUUCUGUUCCAGCACUUACCUUUCUGAUGGCUGCUCUACUCAGAUAUGAGAGUGUGCACUUCAACAGGAUUGAUGGUCUGGCUAAGGUCCUUGGAGUCCUUGCUUCUGUUGGAGGAGCUUCAAUCAUUACCCUUUACAAGGGACCUGUUAUUUAUACUCCGCGUUUAGCAUUACAUCAGGAACAAUACUUGUCUGUAUUGGGGGAUGCCACAGGAAAGAACUGGAACUUGGGUGGCAUCUAUCUCUUUGGUCACUCCUUAUGUUGGUCUGGUUGGAUUGUGAUGCAAGCAUUUGUUCUGAAAAAAUACUCAGCCCCACUCACAGUUUCUGCUUUUACAUGCUUCUUUGGUGUUGUGCAGUUUUUGACAAUUGCAGCCUUUUUUGAGACGGAUUCCAAAGCCUGGCAGUUCAAUUCUAGUGGAGAGAUCUUCAGUGCCUUGUUCUCGGGACUGGUGACUUCAGGGCUGGCAUCAGCAAUACAGAUAUGGACUAUUGGCAAAGGAGGGCCAGUGCUUGCUUCAAUUUAUCUACCUUUACAAACAUUACUUGUAUCUGUGAUGGCAUCUUUUAUUUUCGGUGAAGAAUUCUUCUUGGGAGGCAUUAUUGGAGCAUUCUUAAUUAUAUCCGGCUUGUACCUUGUUGUCUGGGGAAGAAGUCAAGAAACCAAGUAUGCCAAAGAGGUCAUAGUCCCCAUUGAGCCCAAGAAUCAUUGGGAAGAAAAAAGUGACAGUUCUUUCCUCAUCCAACGAUUGAUUACUACACAAAGCUCUUAGAAGUUAGAGGGGAAAGAAUUUAGAUGAUGGUAAAUAUGUGAAAAUCCCUUAUGGUGACCUAAUGUCCCAACAUUUCUUUGUUGCAGCGGGGUCAUUAGCUGUUUUAUUACUAAUUCUGGCAACCUCUGCUAUAGUCUACACAUAAUCAUAAUUGGGGAAUUUGAACCCCUAAACAUUUAGGUAGCAGAGUUAUUUUUUAUUUUAAUUUUUAGUUGAUUUUUUUGUAUAUUUCAAUAAAAAAAAAAUUUGGUAAAUAA
This is a messenger RNA of Glycine soja, 1553 nucleotides long. RefSeq names its product protein WALLS ARE THIN 1-like. The record is from RefSeq and is a predicted model, not a curated record. Gene Ontology annotation, cellular component: plasma membrane. Lineage: Eukaryota; Viridiplantae; Streptophyta; Magnoliopsida; Fabales; Fabaceae. The transcript has 6 exons. Gene Ontology annotation, molecular function: transmembrane transporter activity. Bases 208 to 1296 code for a protein of 362 amino acids.